AUGGGUCUUCAGUCUUCGGAGGAGGAUACUAGUGUAGGGCCUUAACCACCUACUAUUUUGUCUUCUGCUUCGUUUCGUGGAGCUUCGGAGACCCUACGUUUUUUAUCCUGUAUUUUCGCGAUAGAUGAUCGACCACCCACAGCUCUACUAGCACAAUUAAUUGUUGCUUUAAGUAAUUACUUGAGUUAGUAUUGAAGCCAACGUCAUUUUUAACCCCAUUCUUCCUUAAAUCUUCACGAUGCUCUCCUGGUAGGCCUUAGAAACACUUCUGCAUCCGAAUCGGUAAGUUAUAAGUCAUAGGCAGCUUUGGUAAUUACUGAUCCCUGAUAAUAUUUUGCUGCCAAUUUGUCGGCUACGAUGACUCCGAGGUUGCUAAGGUCGCGGACUGGUGCAAACAGCCCUUAUUUUGCAUACAUCGCGGACAUCCCGAGUCAAAUAGGCUGCUAAAUCCCUGGGGUUACGAACUGUAGGAAUGCGCCUGAAGGCGCAACUACCUGUUUGGCCGCGCAAGGUGCGGCUAAGCGCGUAGGUGUGCACGUAUUGAUGCGACUGACUUACUGGAGGGAAGCCAUCGUCCGAGUCAAUAAAAUUCCUCACCGUUACGCAACUCGCCCUGAUAUUUUUGAGCCCUUUUUUUAAUAGGAAUCUUCGAAAAGCUAUGACAUCUUGCACAUUCUUAUAGGAUACCUCCAAUGUGUCUGCCCCUUCUCCCGCGACUGCUAACUUACAGCGCUACAGAUGUAAGUCUUGUGCCUAUUUACAUGUUUGUUAGUCACUCUGCCAAAGUCAGAUACAUCUCCCGGACCUGUUACGGAACGCGCUGUUUACGGUUUCGCCACCUAUAUUAUCGCCUGGUUCCUCUUUGGUAUGUCUUUUUAAGUCGGCUAACUUUGUUUUGUCUUAUUGUUCUUUUCUUAUAAUUUACACAGUUGUGUCGUCGGUAUCUUAGCGGAACUUUCCAACCAUUGAGUGAAUCUACUAAGUAUUGAUUGACUAUGUGUCUGCUUUAAUGAGACAUAGUCAAUUACUUCGCACGCAUUCGAGAGGUCGUUGUCCGUACGACGUACUUGUUACUUCAUGGCAAGAAAGUUCGACCGAACUUCCCCAAAAUGUCCGAAAACCAAAUAUCUGCCGGGGGACAUUUCUCCCUAUGUCUAAGUUACCUCUGCUUAAAUAUAUUCAUUUAAAAGCCAGAAGUCAGGACCUACUGUAAGUUAAACGGUCAUCCGGCUCGUCGCGUGGUAUUUGACUUCACUACUUUAACGUUCAAAGUCAUAAUGCUUCAGAACUUAAUUUGGCAUCCCCAUGUUUGUCCCCGUACGUCUUGUGGAUUAGCCCGACAGAAGUACUCAAUUAGGUCUAUGACUCAUCACGAUUCCUCUAAUUCCUAUUUGAAUAACUGAAACUUGUUACUUUGGAAUCAGUGUUCAACAGUAAUCUACCCCGGUUAAGUGACCUUAGUUUGCAGGCUGCUUAGCUCUUCGUAAGCUCAAUUGAGUUUUAUGCACUAUGGAUGUAUGAAAAAGCGCCUAUUUCGCCCGUCCUUGAUGUAUUUAGGUGUCUGAAUAUCCCAUCCAAGCUUUAGUCAGUAUCUUUAUAAUUCUACCCAAUUGUCCAGUAUAGUGCUCAAUUAGUUAAUUUUUGAUUCUAGGACUUUAUCUUGUAUGGGCAUAUGUUCCGCAUGAAUAUUUGGCUUCAAUUGGUCUGACUUAUCUGCCAUCGCGGUAAGUGUUUUGUGCCUUUGUGUAGGUAAUUCCAAAAGCUGUAUUUCAGAUUUCUCGGGUUUGCAUAGAUCCUUAUUUCUUUGAGAACUGCGUACACCUGAACAGGCCAUAGGCAGGGUUGUAAGAGAACUAGGUAAUCAGAUUUACCUAAAUUGAAUCACCAGCACACGGACAUUAACGCGUUUGAUUAACCCAUUUAUCGUCGUUUUAAAGCCUUAAUUUUAAGUCCAACCAUCCUCCUCUUCUUCGCUAUCGUUAGUGCAGGCUGUCAAAGUUACGACUUCGAUGCAUCUAAUUUCCUGCACAAAGGGAGGAAAUACAAACAUUUUUAAAUCGUGGCGCCAUCUCCCACCUAAGGCAGUUCAGAGUUGACUACUCUCCGUUGAAUACGCAAUAAGAUAAUUCGGCUUCAUUUUCAGGAAUUAUUGGCGUCACCAGUUGAAACAUUCCACACUGACCCCGCCAGUGUUUAGUUUUUUAACACGCCAUUUUCUCCCAGUCUCCAGAAAAUUUCAAACAGAAGCCACUAUUUUGUCUGCGUAGAAUUGAAUUUCGUCAACACACCCCGGCGAUGUCCUAGAAGAUUGGGCUUUUCAUGAAACCGAUGCGUAAACCCGUGUUUGGGAUUUAGUGGCUGGCCUUUAGGAUGAAGAUCUAGGCGUUUGUAGGGUUUGCAAGGGAAUACUGGGUCAUUUUACAAUGGUCCGUACAUCCUGCAUCCCAAUGGCUUUUUGACCUUAUAGACUUACUUUUUGAUCCUUAUACUCCCCAUAUCCUUCCUAGAAUUUGGGCCAUCAUUGUCCCGUGGGGCCUGAUUGUACUCCUUUUUGGUGGCGUUGGUAUAUACCUGUACUUUAACGGACGCCUGGUGUUGCCACAAUCUUCUAUCCACUUGCUCUAUGGUGAGUGCCCCUGUAAAAACUCUGCCACCUCUCCUUCCCCACCUGCCCCUCUCGACCGUCACCACAGUUCAUAUUUUACAUACUUAUAUUUGCGCUGCCCCUAGUUCCUAAACCCUUGGCAGUCUUCAUAUAUCAGAUGUCUUGUUUUCGACCACUGAAGGUUGUUGGGUCAGUAUCCUCCCGAAGUUAUUCAGUCUGCUCACUUCUGUUCUAUCAUCACAGCAGCGGUAGUGGCGUCACCUAAAACAGGGAUUCUUGGAGGUGGGGUCAAGGAGGAGCUUCUCUUGUGGUCGACAGCGGUCUUAAGCUGUGUCUUCCGCAAGAUGUUGUUCCGAUUGAUUGUGAAGUUCCGCAUUCGGGAUGUGGUCCGCGAAGGUCGCAGUACUCUGCGAGGGCAUCGGUUGUCCAACAUCUCGACAUAAAGCGACACGGCCCUGGCCGUAACCUCACCCAAUUGAAUCCUUCCAUUCUCAUUUGGUUUCGCGGCAGUGUCGCGGAGACAUUCGGGACCACCAGAAGACGUUGCGCACGGGUUUUUCUAUAGCGACUCCUCUUCCCGUGGAAAGUAUAACAGAAACUGACACACACAAAACGCCAAACUCCUCCUUCCCCGUUUCCCCACCUUUUCGCAACGCGAAACCAGUGGGAGGGACCCCGGUCUUCCCAGUCUUGAGCAUAAAGCCGACGUUGUAGGUGGCGGUGACCACGGUGAGAUGUUUCCUAGAAGAAAUUCCCAGGUAGGACGGUGCUGUGAAACACCGAGCCAUUACAGCAACUGUCCUCCGCGCGUCCUAUCCAUCAUUGUCGUUAUUAUUAGGCUGGAUGACUAACAGCGACCAAGGUAAGGAAUGCAGGACUGUCACUGUCCUCAAGCGUGCCGAAACCUCUCUUUUACUUGGUACAGCUGCGAGCACGUCUGCUCUAGCCGGCCUUGAUGGUGUCACAGGCUUCACUUCUCCACGCGUGACGAUCCACGGCAAAGAUCUGAACAGCUCAACUCAUUCUCUUCGCCAGUGACGGAGACUAAACAUCCAGGGUCCGAGAACCACUUCCAUGUCGUGACAGACUGUCAAGACAGGGCUCGAGUUUACCCUCUCUUCGAAGCCGGUAAGUGGGUAAGGGUGCCGGGUCAGCGGCAGCAACACUGAGAGCUGGCGAGGUGGACGACGAAGAACGUGUCCAAACCACCGCAGUCGUUUUUUAAUGGCCUACGAUUUCCUUGCGGCGUCGCAGCGAGUAGGCCUUCCCGUCACACUCUUCGGCAGCUGAUGUUGGUGCGUACACGAAGACCCCUCGCUAAUGUGUCGAAAUCGUACAUUUCGAAGUAUUUCUAAUGUGACAAACGGCACUCCUGAUCGCUGCUUCCUGGACGUUGUCCCCACCUUCGGCUUGUACAUCUCCGGUGCCUCUUCACUUGAAUAAUAGCCGGAAACUUCGAAAAUGUCCCGGGAAUUUUCUGGCUCCCAUUCGACGGACGAGCCACAACCGUUCAGUAUGUCCUCCAACUUAACCCUUUCAGGGGAUAAACUGCUAACCCGUUGUCCAAUUCAAUGCCUGUAUUUCCUACAAGCCAAGUAUAUGCCCUAGUGGGAAAAUCCACCAAGGUUGAUCGAGAUAGUUUUUUGUGCAGAAAUAUUUUUUUUUAUACUUCGUUCUCCUUAUCUACUCUGUCCCAGAUGACACCAACUCGGAGCUUCCCUUCGUCUUCACCCACGAAUAUGAUGACCCAGAGUUUCAGGACCGGCAAAGGACUCUCGCAUACACGCCGCAGUCCGUAGUUCUGGCACCAACUCUGGACAUCAGUCUAGACUGGGUCAACAGGCAGCUCUACCUUUCUGGCAAGAAGUAG
Molecule: messenger RNA, 4475 nt
Organism: Spirometra erinaceieuropaei
Lineage: Eukaryota; Metazoa; Platyhelminthes; Cestoda; Diphyllobothriidea; Diphyllobothriidae
Source: the annotation of a GenBank genome assembly